AAUACAUUUUUUUUUGUUGAAUUUAGGAUUUCGAGCACACUGAUGUUAAAACAUGGAUGCAAGAGAAUUGGCGAGCAGUUUGUGCUUACGCGAGUAGUAUUUAUAUGCUUCUUAUAUUCGGAGGACAGGCUUAUAUGGCAAACAGGCCUGGAUUUGAGCUACGUGGCCUGCUAACUGCUUGGAAUAUAAUGCUUGCAGUUUUCAGUAUUAUGGGAGCAUCAAGGAAUGUACAUUUGUAUUUGAUGUUUGUACAAAACCGCGUAUGUGGUUUCUGGACCUGGAUGUUUGUUCUCUCGAAGGUCCCGGAACUGGGUGACACAGUGUUUAUUGUAUUCAGAAAACAACAGCUGAUAUUCUUGCAUUGGUAUCACCAUGUAACUGUACUGUUGUAUGCCUGGUACAGCUACACUGAGUACACUGCUCCAGCCCGUUGGUUCAUUGUCAUGAACUAUAUUGUACACUCAAUCAUGUACAGUUACUACGCAUGCAAGGCUCUUAGGGUUCGGGUUCCUCGUUGUAUUGCUAUGCUGAUUACUAGUCUUCAACUUCUACAGAUGGUCAUUGGGUGUACAGUUAACUUCCUGGCCUUCCAGUAUAAACAGAACGGAGUUGAAUGUGGAGUGAGUGAUAAUAACUUGAAACUGUCUCUGAUUAUGUACACAAGCUACUUUGUACUCUUUGCCAGGUUCUUCUAUAAUGCUUAUUUGAUCAAAUCUCAGCGGAAAGAAUUAAAAACAGAAUCCGUAGAUGCCCAAAACAAUAUAAGAGAACGCAAGGAUCAGUAGAUCAUAUCUUAAACGUCAUCCCUCAAAUUUGCAGGCCUUGCUACAAUCAAAACCUUUAAGGAGGCUUUUUCAUGGAAAAUCUGUGUUAACAACUGAGAAAAAAUCUGCGAACACAACUAACAGGAAAAUCUGGAAAACAGCUGAUAGGAAAAUCUGGAAAACAGCUGAUAGGAAAAUCCGGAAAACAGCUGAUAGGAAAAUCUGGAAAACAGCUGAUAGGAAAAUCUGCACAACAGCUGAUAGGAAAAUCUGGAAAACAGCUGACUGGGCAGAGAAAAUUGCUGACAAAGCUUACAGGCUGCUUGAUAUAAAUACUGAAAACUGUUUAUUAGAUUAAGUCCUUGUAUUUUAAGAUUAAGUCCUUGUAUUCUAAGAUUAAGUCCUUAAAAUCCAAGAUUAAGUCCUCGGCUUCCAAGAUGAAUUCCUUGUUUUCCAAGAUUAAGUUUUUGUUUUCCAAGAUUAAUUCCUUGUAUUCCAAGAUUAAGUCUUGUAUUCCAAGAUUAAGUACUUGUAUUCCAAGAUUAAGUCCUUGUAUUCCGAGAUUCAGUCCUUGCAUUCCAAGAUUAAGUCCUUGCAUUCCAAGAUUAAGUCCUUAUAUUCCAAGAUUAAGUCAUGUAUUCCAAGAUUAAGUACUUGUUUUCUAAGAUUCAGUCCUCGUAUUCCAAGAUUAAGUCCUUGAAUUCCAAAAGUCAGUCCUUUUAUUCCAAGAUUAAGUCCUUGUAUUCAAAGACUAAGUUAUUGUAUUCAAAGAUUAAGUCCUCGUAUUCCAAGAUUAAGUCCUUGUAUUCCAAAACUCCCAAAGUGAUGUUUGUAGGUAAACAUAAAACAUGGGAUUUUAGGCCUGGUUCUCGUAGUUGAAUAUUAGCUGAUAUGUACAGAACGCGUAGAGCUUCUAAUAUCCAUGUAAAAUGCACAUCGUACAGUACGUAAACCCUGCAAAGAUAAUUUAAGUAUUUAGUUUUUUUUUAACAAUUAAAAACUUAUCUACAAUUAAACAUUUAAAGUCUUUGCGCACAAUACAAAUUC
Messenger RNA from Eurytemora carolleeae, 1811 nucleotides. RefSeq names its product elongation of very long chain fatty acids protein 6 (gene Baldspot). Gene Ontology annotation, biological process: fatty acid elongation, polyunsaturated fatty acid; sphingolipid biosynthetic process; very long-chain fatty acid biosynthetic process. Bases 57 to 785 code for a protein of 242 amino acids. Gene Ontology annotation, molecular function: fatty acid elongase activity. The record is from RefSeq and is a predicted model, not a curated record. The transcript has 9 exons. NCBI's taxonomy places the organism in Eukaryota, Metazoa, Arthropoda, Copepoda, Calanoida, Temoridae. Gene Ontology annotation, cellular component: endoplasmic reticulum membrane.